Molecule: messenger RNA, 777 nt
Organism: Fusarium verticillioides 7600
Lineage: Eukaryota; Fungi; Ascomycota; Sordariomycetes; Hypocreales; Nectriaceae
Exons: 2
Coding region: 1-777 (258 amino acids)
Molecular function (GO): RNA binding
Source: RefSeq, a predicted model, not a curated record
AUGGCUUCACGCAAGCGUCCUCGUGACGUGGAAGAAUAUGAUAAGUACCAGGGCCUUGUUAUCUAUGUUGGGAACGUCCACUACGAUGCCACCCCAGCCGACUUUGAACACUUUCUUCAGGAUCACAGUAUAUCGUGCACACUUUACUGGCCUGAAGCCGGAGAAAGGUCUCAUGGUGGCUGGUGUUGGGCUCGCUUCCAUCAUCAUGACCAUGCUAGCCAUGCGAUCAACAAUCUCAACGGCGCCAUUUUCUGCGGAAGAAGGCUAAGAACAGGGCAUGUGGCCACCAACUCCAAACGCGCUCGCUUUCAAGACGGGCCUUCGUCCUUUCAGGACCGCCCUGAAAUUUAUGAUAAUCCGUUUCAACGAAAGAACCCAUUUCCAUUCCCUAACGGAUUCCAGGCCUUCAAUCCCCACACCUUUUUCCAGGAUUAUAACCAGCUGAGAUACCCAGGCCACUCAGCACAUCACUACCACCGGCCGGCCGAGCAUCCUGGCUUUUACCCCUCGGCGAAGAACGGACGACCAGCGGCCCCCUUCAGGCAGAGUGCUAACUACGCAGUGCAGUACCCAGACUGCUACCCGCCAAAAAAGACGGAGCAUCUGGAUCACCGUCACAUUCCAAGAUUGCAGGAUAUCUGGAUCGCAGACAAACCCUACCUUAGCACUGCAAACAUCUUCGCCAAAGGGAUCAAGAUCUCGGGACUGGCAAUCACGGUCAACCAAGGACAGACCCCUCCAGAUGGGGCAGUAGCUCUUUCCAGACCUGAGAAUUAG